AUGCAUGAGUCUAUGUGCAUGUAUACUCCUCAGGCAAAGGUUCAAAGCCAGGUUCAGAGUGUUCAUUGUUCCGCCAUCAUCAGCAUCAUCACCACCAUCAUCACCACCAGCACAUUCCUUCUCUGUUCAUACGCGUGUGAACCUGAACCGAAGCUCGAGAGGGAAGUGCGGCCUUGGGAACAAUGGUGCCCGUACACAGAGAGGGUCACUGCGCUAAUUGGAGUGGCAGGGGUCUGGAAUGUGCCGUACAUCACCGGGGUGUACCUCAUCCAGGGCACCGUGCUGCGAAAUGCUGAGACACGCCCCAACUUUAUCCACAGACUGCUGGAUGCUGACAUGGCCAUGGCUGCCAACAUGAGGGACAAGGGUGUGUUUAUGUACGUGACCAAUCUGGAGGAGUAUGGCCACCUGGUGGACCCGGACUUCUUCCCCACCAAGUACCUGCACAAUGACAUGUGGCAGAUGAAGGCCAACCGCCGUGACUGGGAGCAGCGCUACAUCUCACCCGAGUACUGGCAGGCACUCAACCCAAACACUCUCAACGAAAUGCCAUGCCCUGAUGUGUACUGGUUCCCACUGUUCACCACACGCUUCUGCGAGGAGUUCAUUGCAGUGGCUGAGGAUAAUGGUGGAUGGUCAGAUGGCAGCAAUAAUGACCCCAGACUGGCUGGUGGGUAUGAGAAUGUACCAACUGUUGACAUUCACAUGAACCAGAUAGAGUAUGAACAGGAGUGGCUCUGGAUUCUUCGCCAUUAUGUCAAACCUCUGGCAGAGAAAGUCUUCGUUGGAUAUGAUAGUGAUGCCCGAGCCAUCAUGAACUUCAUUGUGAGGUACAGACCCACAGAGCAGUCCUUCCUGCGUCCCCACCACGACUCUUCAACCUACACCAUCAACAUUGGCCUCAAUCGUCCACACAUUGAUUAUGAGGGAGGUGGCGCUCAUUUCAUCCGGUACAACUGCUCGGUGGUGGACACACGGGUGGGCUGGUCCCUCAUGCACCCCGGCCGCCUCACCCACUACCAUGAGGGCCUGCAGACCACUAGAGGAACACGCUACAUCAUGGUCUCUUUUAUUGAUCCUUGAUUUCUCAGUAUUUUUUAUACCUAAUCCUAUUCUUCGUAUUUGAUCUGAAUUUCUAGUCUGUAAGUUGGUAGCAGUCUACUGACCCUUUAUGUUAUGAUUCUCUGUCUCCAUCAUAGUAUCAAAUUUUACAAAAUGUGUGACAGAUUGAUGUGUAUGAGUGUUCCCAAGGUAUUUUAUAUGACCUGAUGUGGUAAGUUAAAAGCAUCUUAAUGUUUUAUCUUUAUCUGAGAAGGAAAACUUCAUACAAGUCAGAUAUCAUGAAUAGUUACCAGAAUGCCUUAUAUCUCUUAUCUGCUGAUGUAAUACUCACUGACUCAGUUUGUAAUGUGUAACACCUAUACUUAUGUAGUUUGCUGCAGUAUAUGCUGAUGCCAGCCACUGUGAUAGCUUGAUGCCACCCAGCAGCAGGCCAGGCACCAUUACAGAAUAAAAAUGUAAGGUUUAUGGGGGGAAUUAAUUUUUGUCUGUUUGUCAUAAUUUCGAGUGAACAUUUGAAAGAAACAUAUUAAAAGAGUUAUAUUACUGCAGUUAAACUUAAGAAAUAUGAAAUAUAUCUACAUAAAUGUUUAGUAUUGUGGCUGAUGCUGCCAGUGCUUAAGGAAAUCAUAUUUGAUAUUUUACCCUGAAAUCCUGCAGUUAUCCAGAUCUCUAAUCCUGGAUUGUUAUCCUCUUGUGAUUCCAUUUAUUGAUACAAGGUUUAGGAAAGAAAGAAGAGGUAUUCCUUCUCCCUUCACACCAGAGUUUGCAUUCCUGUAAGUCAUAAUGUAUGAGUCUUAGAAAUUGUUAAUAAUAUAAGAUUUUAUAUUUUCCGUAGAAAAUAUCAUUUGCUUCUGUUUUUAUAGUAAUGUAUUGUUUUGUAUUUGUAUUCGUCUGUUAUCUCCAUGUGAAUUUUGUCUGGUGCCAGUCUUGUAUGAUGUCUUACUUAAUUUGUAUCUUUUCAUAAAAUGUACCAUAUUGAGCUUUUUGAUUGCAGCAUUACAAGUCCACCCCAAUUUUUCAUGCAAUGUAGCAAUAUCAGACCCUUUCUAUAAUGCCUCUCCCAUGCACAUUAUUCCACCUGCAGUAUUUGUGCUCUUAAGUUUUAUGUGGUGUAGCUGUGUUUUCUUUUUGAAAAUUCAGUGUAAUGGCAAAGUAAUAGUGUAGGAAAGGGCAUAUUGUAUUAAAGAAUCAAGAAAAGUGUUUUAUGGAAAAUACAUAGUUAUCCCCACCAAAACUUCAAAUGAUGUACGAGUACAUAUAACCAUUAUACUAAUAUCACAAAAAUGCAUUACCAAUAUAAUUAGUGUGCUUUAUAGAAUGGCAACAGAAUGUGUAAAACAUUAAAGUUUAAGACAAUUCUCAUAUCACAAUGAAAAUUACAUUUUUUUAUGUAUGCACACUAGCAAUAUAUCAUAUAUUCAGAAAGGUACACAGCAGUUUGGAGAAUCAUAUUCCUUUAUAUCAUUUUAUGAUUUAUGUAAGAUAUCCAGUGAAUGAAACAGAAAUAUCUACACACAUUACAAGCGUCACAACACACUAUUCCAAUGACAUGAACCUGUCACUUGCUCUGCCUGUAUGUGCCAGGAGGAGGUGCUGCACACUCCCAGCAGUGUGGUGUAUGACAAACAUUACACAGAUGAUCUCGGCCACUUCCCAGGCUGAAAAAACAAGCUGAUGGUGCUACUUAUAGUAAUAUUGUGAUCUUUAUUAUAUUUUUAAGUAGGUAAAACUGUCAAAUCAGUUGCAUAAAUGUUAUGCAUGCCAUAUGUGUAGAAUAUGUGUUCAUUAUAGUAAUAAAACUUUUUACACAGUGUCAUCUUGAUGGAA
Molecule: messenger RNA, 2889 nt
Organism: Scylla paramamosain (green mud crab)
Lineage: Eukaryota; Metazoa; Arthropoda; Malacostraca; Decapoda; Portunidae
Product: procollagen-lysine,2-oxoglutarate 5-dioxygenase 1-like
Exons: 10
Coding region: 1-1083 (360 amino acids)
Biological process (GO): peptidyl-lysine hydroxylation
Cellular component (GO): endoplasmic reticulum
Molecular function (GO): iron ion binding; L-ascorbic acid binding; procollagen-lysine 5-dioxygenase activity
Source: RefSeq, a predicted model, not a curated record